Messenger RNA from Nylanderia fulva, 1056 nucleotides. Lineage: Eukaryota; Metazoa; Arthropoda; Insecta; Hymenoptera; Formicidae. The record is from RefSeq and is a predicted model, not a curated record.
AUGGCAGAAUUAAGAAAUUUGCUCAUCUCGCAAGUUGAAACAAUCGACUCGAUAAAGCGAGUUCUCGUUAACUUCAAGAAAUUAGCGAAAGCUAAUGUUACAUUAGCAAAGACGCAGGGGCGUCUUGCAACGCUGGAAACGCUUUGGACUUCCUGUCGAGGGCUACACGUCAAGCUGCUGCAAGCCACAACUUCGGAGGAGCAGAAGACUGUCUCGUAUUUCCUGAAUGGAGACUUCCUGAGCGCCGAGGAGAUCUACCACGACACGGCCGACCUCCUUCGCGAUACGAUAAGUCGAUUCUCAAUUAAUCAAUCUCCGUUGUUAGAACACAGUACUGAUUCUUCAAUUCGCGAGGGCAUUCAUAAUCACAAUUUUCAGUUGCCACGGAUCUCACUUCCGAAGUUUUCGGGCAAGUUCUCCGAAUGGGAGAGUUUUAAAAAUACUUUCGAGUCUCUUGUCGCGAGUAAUGAUUCUCUCUCGAACACGCAGAAAUUUCAUUACCUCAAAACGAGCGUCAUCAGUGACGCUGCCUCGAUUAUUAGUAAUUUAAAGAUUUCCGACGCUAAUUAUGAGUCCGUCUGGCAGUUGUUGAUUGACGAGUAUGAUGAUCAACUUACGUUGAUCCAUACUCACAUUCACGCCUUCAUGUGCCUACCGACAAUGAAGGCGGAAAACGUCGCGGAAAUGCGAAAGUUGAGAGAUACCGUGUCCGCAUCUCUAGCGGCUCUCACUAAUCUAAAGCGGCCGGUACGCGAGUGGGAUGACAUUCUCGUCUACGUCAUCUCUCAAAAAUUUAGUUCGAAAACAAGGAGCGAAUGGAAUUUAAAAAUUUCGUCAAGUCGCGAGCUUCCUUCGUACAAGGAUAUUCAUGAAUUCCUCACGCUUCGAAUACGAGGUCUGUCGGACUUCUCCGACAAUCCUAAAGUAAUCGUCAAUUCUAAGAGUGACAAAACGCAGUCCUCCGUUCAUAAUCUUUCCGCGAUUAAGUGCAUUUGCUGUUCCGGCAGUCAUUCGGUAAUGAAGUGCGAGGAAUUUCGUCGGAAAAACGCGACAUAG